CCGCAGUCGCAGACAGCAGAUGGGAAGGAGUCACAUCCUGCUCUCCGUCCUUUAUGGACCUUUUCAGUCAUCAUAUUCCUCGGAAUCGUUUUGCUCCGUCAUGCAACCUGCUGAUUCUGAUGUUGGUGAUCUUUUGCAGCCGAAAUACACAAGUCGGGUCGGAGGCUCAGGCGCAGACGACACGGGAGAACAGAUGGCAGGUGAAAAAAAACGGAUUUAUUCGGAGAACAAAGGUGAGUCCAGAAGCUGAGUCGGACCAAGCUGGGUCCGAGGUGAGUCUGGGCAUGUUCCAGUCCAAGGUUUGGAUCCGAGUCCGGAGGUACUUGGAGCAGGCGGGCGGCAGGAGCGGCAGGAGGCUGCGAGGUGUCUCAGUGACUGGUGGAGACCUGACCGUGGUGGAGGGACAUGAUGUUACUUUACCCUGCAAGAUGACUCAGGAGAAGAGACUCACUCAGAUAUCAUGGAAGAGGAAGACCAGAGGAAUGCCUGGAAAUCCUUUUUUUUUCACCAUUUCAGAAGGAAACGGUCAAAGUUUUGUCGAUGGUCCUGAUCCUCGAAUCAGUUUCAUUGGACAUUUUGCAGAGAGGAAUGGAACUCUACAAAUAUCCAAUGUUUCGUUAAAUGAUGAAGGAAGCUACACGUGUAUUUUUUCUUUGUUUCCCAGUGGAAUUUACAGUACAGAAAUACCUCUAGGAGUAGAAGUCCCUCCAGCUACAAGCCUCAACUCCACCCUUCUUGUUUUGGGAAAUGAAGAAGUUCUUCUUGCCACCUGCACAGCUGCUGCCUCCCGGCCCGCUGCGCAGCUGCGGUGGAUCACUGGCGCUCUUGAGAAGAAUUUAAGGGAAACGACCAGCGUCACGGAGCACGGUAAUGGAACCACGACCACGGUGUCGUCGCUGUUUGGAGUGCCGAGGAGAGAAAUCAGCGGUCAUGAAGUGCAGUGUGUGGUCAACAGCUCGGCCCUGGCAGAAGAACACCGCGAGGCUUUCACCUUACAGGUCUUCUUUCCCCCCAUGAACGUGACCAUCGUAGAAACGUCAGACGACACGCUUGAAUGUGUUUCUGAGGGAAACCCAGAACCGAGCGUCAGGUGGACCAGAUCUAACAAGACUUUACCCGAGUCUGACUUCAGAGUUGAUGGUGGGAAGCUGACGUUUCUGCGAUGCGCUUCUGAUCUGAAAGGCUUCUAUCAGUGUGAGGUUUCAAACCCAUACGGACAACAAAGCCAGCAGGUCUACUGGACUGUAUGUUCAGGAUCCAACCCUGCUCCUUGGAUCUUAUUUGGUUUUUCGUUUUUCCUGAACGUCAUCGGUGCAGUGUGGUACUGGUAUAAAUCUGGAUACAUUACAAGAUCCAGUGGGGUCCUCAGGGUUCCGACUGAUUCCAACUCAGCAGAAAUGGUACCAGGCACUGGGAGAGGAAGGGAUUCUUCCGGCUCACAUGAAAAUGGUGAAGUUUAGCCUGUCCCUCAGUGAUGUCUGCGGCUUCCUGAUGCAAGAAGCUGAAAGCAGGUUGACUGGAAACUUGCUGUCGUCGUAUCUGUGGCUUUUAACUGAUGUAAAAUUAAAAUCUGAUUGCAGAGUUUGGCAACCUUUUAAAUUCUAGUGUAGCGAACAGCUCAAUGGUAGUUAUUCCCUAUCGGAACAAUAACAUAAAAUACGAUGAGUAAUUGGUCACCUGAAGUAAUACAGUAUCUGGUAGUCUUGUUGUAUUAGUGACCUUAAUCCUUUUCUCUCAAUAUACGUUUGUGGAAUAUUCAGUUAAAGUAAGAAAGUCAGUGUGAGUCGUGCAUACCAUAACUCUUCAUAUCAAUAAUGCAGCACUGGUUCUUUUCUCUACCUGUUAAUCAUUUAUUAAUUACUGAGUACAUUGUAGCCGUGUUGGAGCCAGAAAGCAUGUGUCCAUUAGGGUAGAUUACAGCCUUUGUUUUUUUCAUUAAACAGUUUUGAUUAUUGUUUGCAUAAUUUAGACCCUAAAAUAACUUUCAACUAAAGUCUCACGGUAAUUUACCAAAUUAUUGAUGAAGGUUAUUAAAAGUCAUUUAAAAGGUUAUCGUUACAUAUUUGCCAAAAACUUCCUUUGCUGUGGCCACAGAGCAGGAAGUACAGCAGAUGUUUGCUUUGAAAACUUGAAGCUGUGGAUGAGUAGCCCCACACAAAGCAACGGCUUUAACGGUCCAACGUCUCCUGUUUGUGUGUUUUCAACAACUGAUUGUGUCUGAGAGCGUGAAGGCUUCAGGUUACAUCGACGUGUCAGACUUCCUUUCAUGUUCGGUGCUUUGUAUAUUUCAAGCUUCUGAUUCCACGUUCCUCUAAGUUAAAAGUUGGUCCAGAAUAUUUCAGUUUUAGCCGUCAUAGUGUGAGUGUGUUCCAAAGUUGUUCUGGUUUUCUGAUCUCAGACCUGCUCAUGAAUCACUCCAGCAUUUAAGCUAGGGUCGACGAUUUUGGAAAACUAGCAUGUAGCACGAAUUUAGCAUCUCCCAAGGCUCCGCCCAGCUCCCACCCCAUUGGAGGAGCUCCUGUUGGGAGCGAACGCACUGGACGCGAAAGCGCCGCGCACGCGGAGUUUGUGAUCGCCUCCAAUGUCAUUAACCUUUCUGACUGCCUGCACACAACGUGCAUAUGAGCGCAGCACGCCUGCUCUGCUUUGUUCUAUUUUUCACGCGAGCCGCGAGCGCCGAGAGCACCUUGGCAACGCGCGUGCGCGCACCGAACCAGGGCCAGUGCACGCCAUUGAAAUGUACACGCUGGUGGAACGGCAAGGGAUUUGAUUGGUUCUGCGCCUUACGAUUGGUCGGAGUUUUUACUGUCCUGUGGCAGCUACAGUGGUC
Salarias fasciatus (jewelled blenny) is the source of this 2830-nucleotide messenger RNA. Its product is annotated as nectin-4-like. Gene Ontology annotation, biological process: heterophilic cell-cell adhesion; homophilic cell-cell adhesion. The record is from RefSeq and is a predicted model, not a curated record. Lineage: Eukaryota; Metazoa; Chordata; Actinopteri; Blenniiformes; Blenniidae. Gene Ontology annotation, cellular component: adherens junction. The transcript has 10 exons. Bases 54 to 1460 code for a protein of 468 amino acids.